GCUGUGCUUCACCUCAUGGCAGUACUCUGUCAUAUAAAAUUGUGUCAUCAUUCCAACAAACCCAGUAAUAAGCCAGUGUCUGUGCUGCUGUUCUAUAAGACUUGGUGGACACACUUACUCAUCAGGGGGCAACAUUAUUCAGCGAAUUCUCCAGACCUGACCUCUGCGAUGUCGGCUAUUCUGCACAAGGACAAGGACAAGGAAGUCCCGGACAUCGAGUUGGAGGACCUCGACGAUCUCCUGACUCAGCUCACAACCGAGGAGUUGGAGGAACUCAACGGAGACUUUGACCCCGAUAACUCCCUGCUGCCCCCUGGCCUGAGAUGCAGGGACCAGACGUCGAAGGAGCCGACUGGACCCUUCAACCGCCAGAAGCUGCUCAAGUUCAUCGAGAACCAGGCCAAGCAGGAGAAGGACUGGGAGCAGAACAAGAGCUAUGUGAAGGAGACCCGAGGCAAAGUGUUCAAGAAGAAGGAGGAGGAGAAGCCAAAGAAGAGCAACGAUGAUGGUGACUUCAACAUUGACACAGAGUGGGACGACAUCCUUACGGAGGCUUCAGAGGAGGAGUUGGUAGACCUGGCCGCUGUUCUGGGCUUCCACAGUAUGCUGACCCAGACUCAGUACUACGCCUCCUUGCAGGACGAAAAGAUCAGUGAGGGCGGCUUCACAGGUCAUGCUCGAGCCCAGCAGUUCAAGGCCGUCCCGGACGAGCCCUUGAAUGACACCGACAUUGAGAAGAGCAUAGAGCAGCUGAAGAGCAAUGAUGCCAAGCUUAUACACCUUAACCUCAAUAAUAUCAAGAAUCUCUCCAUCGAGCAGUUACUUAAUGUAUGCGAGGCCCUGAAAACAAACAAUACACUGAAGAUCUUCGAGAUGGCAGGUGUGGCAGCCACCGACAAAGUAGCCAAGAAAUUAGCAGAAGCACUGUCCGAGAACAAAACACUGCGGACAGUGAAUGUGGAAUCCAACUACAUCAGCGGGGAGUGUUUGGUGGGGCUGAUGCGGGCAAUCAACACCAACCAGGUCGUCACAGAGUUGAGAGUCGCCAACCAGAAACCUGAGCUGCUUGGCAACCAGGUGGAGAUGAACCUGUUGAAGCUGAUCCUGGCGAACAACACCCUACUUCGGUUUGGUCUAACCUUUGAGUUCCCUGACCCCAGGUUUCGGGUCAUAGACAAGUUGAAGACCAACUAUGAUGCCUUACGUAAGAAACGUGCCGGAAAGGAAUGAAGCCCUCACCGGCCUGAACACCCAGAGGGUGUCAUUGACCAGAACCUAAAAGAAAUUGGCUAUUCAGAUAGACUCUUGAAGAAAAGAAUUACAAAGUCAAGUUUCUUCACAACAGUUCCUGACCACACUAUUACAGGAAUGUUCAGACUUUAUGUAAUGCUUCGUAGAUUGUGUGCGACCAUGCUUGCAUUGUGCAGAGUUCCCUCCCUUGGAUGAUUUUCUGGAGUAACCUCCCAUUGAACAUUGUUGAAGAAGGAUUCUGUGAGGAUUUCUUUAUUCAUAUUACCUGCUGCCUACUUUAUUUAUUUGCUUCAUUAGUUUCUGUAUAGGGCAUAGAUUUGUAGAUAUCAUUUUUCAUUUAUACAUGCUAAUGCUGAGCCAUUGCCAUGCUAUGUGUAUUACAAUAAGGUUAUGUCUUGAGUUUGAACAAGACCUUGUUAAACCAGAAGAAAGAUGUUCUGUAUUUGAAGAUCAUGAUUUUCGGCCUUUAUUUAUGAAGUCACACUCUAAAUAAUCUAAUAUUCAAACUUACUGAUAUUCCUGGGAAUUUGUUUAAUCUCAGAUAGGCAUGGAUCAGGCUGUUUUUAGUAUUUAGCAGCAGUGAUGACAAUGUGAUAGCGACUUUGAUUUAACCCUGACCAAUGCCGUGUGUGGUACAGCUGAUGAGCGCUGUGGUCAUUUCAAUAUCUGUACAUAGAUAUUACAUAUAUUAAGCUUUUACAAUUGUUGCAUAGGAUGUCGUUUGAACCAAAUUGUUUUUUUAAACUUUGUUUACUUAUUAGAAAAUAACAUUCUAAUCAUGCUAAUGAUACUAUUCUCAACCAGAGGUUCAGCAUGUUUUAUUAUUUACAAUUUUAAUGUUAUUUGACGAUUUCUAGUAAUGAUUUACUCAAUUGCGUGUACACAGAUAAAACAAAUGUGUAACUAUUUUUAAAAUUAUACAUUUGUGAUUAAAUGUUGGUUACAGAAAUGAAUACUUUUUGUACACAGAGUUAUGUGUAUGUGUGCAUCCAACCACUUUAACACCCAACUGUUUCCUCGCAAGGGCUACAGGUCAUAAUGUAUUUUACAUGAUGCAUGCUUAUUGCCUGUCCAAACCACUUGUAUUGGUGUAUACAAAGCUUCAGACAGCCCAUGUCAUUGAUGUGUCAGUGUGUUUGAAGUGUCUGGCUGCCUUCGGCGUGGGCAGGUCUGGGGAGAGCAGUACAGUUACGUGCAAUGCAUGAUGACAGACUACAAUAGGCAUAAUUGAUGAACUUUCUCAACUUUUUAUAUAUUUUAUAAAUAAAUUUCAUAUGAAUCCAACCAUGACACCAAGCAUACGUUUUCAGUUCUUUCUUUUUCAAAAUUCAUGUCAAAAUUAUGAGGUUAUUCACUGUUAAGGAAAUGUAGUGAGGUGUGGCACUGCCUAAUGUACUGUACAUGUGCUGGCGGACUGUGGUGUUGAAGGCGGGGCAGGGCCUGCCCACACCAGCUCACCAUCAGGGUUCUUAGUGCAAUGGAUAGUGCAAUCAACACAAGUUGAACAGUAAAUACGCAGUUUUCAUAUUGACUCUACAUUAUUAAGCUGUCUUUGGUCUGUGAGUUAAGUAUCUCUAUAUUCAUUCAUGUUUUCUCUGUGAUGAAGAAACAGUUAUGUACUGUUAGGUUUUCUCAUUCUUGCUCUUUUUACGCUUGGCAUAUCUGUAUUACCUUCAUGAAAAACAAUGUUGCUUAACAUUUCUGGGUAUGUGUUUGGUUUUGAAAGCCAGUAUAUUUAAGAAGAUAUGUAGACAGCACUGACUUUCCAGAGUAGCAUGUUGGUGCCACCAUUUUGGAAACAUCUCCAGAAGUUGUGUGGCUGUGGAAUGUGUGGUCACAGAGUUUAGCAAAUGUGCAGGUUGCCACUUCACUGUAGCAAGAACUGGCCUUGCAGAGAUCUCGGGUUCUGAUGAUGAAUAUUUAGUAUUAGAUCACUCCGCCCUUCACUUGCUGUCUUCACCAUUAUCAUUUCUUCAUUAAACCAUGUUAUAUCCAUACUCAGGGCCUUCCAGUUAAGUGUACAGGCCCAGAUCAAGAGUAUUGACUGAUGUUUCUUACCUAUUGUAGACAUGCUUUCUUCUUUUAGAAUCUCAAAACCAUUUCUGUAGAAGUAUGAUUUUAAGAAAACAAAAGACUUAAGGCUUACAAUGAUUAUUUCUGGCUGUCAAUUGUAGAAUGUGCUUCAUAUGGCAAUGUUGGAGACUGUCAGUUUGUCGUGGCCAAAGUCAGUCUGAGUUAUCUGCCCUUGUCAGUUGACAUAGGGGAACAUUGCUUUUUGUUUUUUGGCCUGGAGCUGGGAGUUAUAACAAUCAUAGAAUGACUAUUGACACAAAAAAAUCAUUCUACAAUUUGGUAUCUCAAAUUGCUUGUUGAAAGACACUGUGGAAUGAGGCUACUCUUCCAACCAAACACCUGUGGAAAAAAGGUUUGCCUGAAAUAUAUGUGACUGUUUUUUGAAUGGCAUGCGGAAGAUGGCCAAGAUGGUUGUUACCUGCACCCUGAGUGUGGUGUCCAAUGCAUCUCAAGUCUACAUAUGCUAGAAGUCUUUUUGUUUUCUUGCCAAUGGUUGUGCUGAAUGUAAAGUACCUUCUACAGUAUGCAUCUAACUGGUAAUAAACAGUACAUCCCGUAGAA
Messenger RNA from Haliotis rufescens (red abalone), 3885 nucleotides. Its product is annotated as tropomodulin-like. Gene Ontology annotation, molecular function: tropomyosin binding. The transcript is spliced from 10 exons. Bases 16 to 1230 code for a protein of 404 amino acids. Gene Ontology annotation, biological process: pointed-end actin filament capping; myofibril assembly. Gene Ontology annotation, cellular component: myofibril. The record is from RefSeq and is a predicted model, not a curated record. Lineage: Eukaryota; Metazoa; Mollusca; Gastropoda; Lepetellida; Haliotidae.